This is a messenger RNA of Durio zibethinus, 3968 nucleotides long. The record is from RefSeq and is a predicted model, not a curated record. Lineage: Eukaryota; Viridiplantae; Streptophyta; Magnoliopsida; Malvales; Malvaceae.
AAGACUUAGUAAACUGUUUUUUGUUUCUUUCUUUUCUCCGACAUCGAUCGUCUUGGUUUUCUCUCAAUUGCUUUGUUUCUGAUAAUCCCAAUUUGCUGAAGAAAGAUCGAAUCAUGUCAAUAGUUGGAGAGGCUGCUCUUUCUGUUUCGUUUGAGCUCUUGUUUCACAAGUUAGCUUCUUCCGACUUUCUCAACUCUGUUACUGAAAAAUAAGUCCGCAGGAAGCUGGAGGAGUGGCGCAAAAUACUGCCGAGUAUUCAAGCAGUGCUCAACGAUGCUGAGGAAAAGCAAAUGAACGAUCAGAGUGUGAAAAUUUGGUUGGCUGAACUACAAGAGUUGGCCUAUGAUGUGGAUGACGUCUUGGACGAGUUCGCCACCGAAGCUUUACGUCGCAAGUUGCAAGGAAGAGAUGAAGCCAGCUCAAGUAAGAUGGAAGAGAUCACCGCUAGACUGAAUAGUUUGGCACUACGAAGAAGUCAAUUGGAAUUGAGGGAGAUUAGUGGAGGUGGAAGGUCUAUGAAUAUGAAAUCCAGGCUGCAACCUACUUCUCUGGUGGAUGAAGCUCAUGUGUUUGGUAGGGAAAAACAAAAGUUGGAAAUACUUGAAUUGCUCAAAAACAGCGAUGGCGGUGAAGAUGGAGUUGCUGUGAUUCCCAUUUUUGGAAUGGGAGGGGUUGGUAAGACAACUCUUGCCCAACUUGUUUACAAUGAUGAUAGCAUUAGCAAUCUUUUUUAUCUCAAGGCUUGGGUAUGUGUUUCUGAUGAUUUUGAUGCAAUUCAUAUCACAAAGACAAUUUUACAGUCAAUUACUUCAGAGUCUAUUGAUCAAAAUGAUUUAAAUUUGCUGCAAGUUAAGUUGAAGGAGAAGUUAUCUGGGAAAAGGCUUUUGCUCGUUUUGGAUGACAUUUGGAAUGAGAAUUACAAUGAUUGGACCAUCUUGCGCUCUCCUUUUGGGGUGGGAACAAAAAUUAUUGUCACAACUCGGAGUGAAAAAGUCUCAUCAAAUGUGGUUACUGUUGAACCUUACCCCUUGCGUCAGUUAUCGUAUGAUCAUUGUUUAUCUAUAUUUACCCAUCAUGCAUUAGGGGUAAGAGAUUUCAGUGGACAUCCACAAUUGAAAGAAGCUGGAGAGAACAUAGUAAGAAAGUGCAAUGGGUUGCCUUUAGCAGCAAAAGCCACUGGGGGCUUGUUACGCACUGUUAUGGAUCAGCAUGCAUGGAAAGAUAUAUCCAAUAGUGAGAUAUGGGAUUUACCAAAUGAGCAAUGUGGCAUAAUGCCAGCUUUACGGUUAAGUUAUCAUCAUCUUCCUUUGCAUUUGAACCGAUGCUUCGCAUAUUGUUCUAUUCUUCCUAAAGAUUAUGAAUUUCAAGAACAGGAGAUAGUUUUGUUAUGGAGAGCAGAAGGUUUUUUACAGCAGAUAAAACCUACGAGUCCAAUUGAAGGUCUAGGUAACCAAUACUUUCGAGAUCUACUAUCAAGGUUAUUUUUUCAAAUAUCUAGUACGGAUAAAUCUAGAUUUGUAAUGCAUGACCUUGUCAAUGAUUUAGCUCAAUCAGUUGCAGGAGAAAUAUGCUCAAAAUUGGAGGGUGAUAAACGGCCGCAAUUCUCAGAGCGCACUCGACAUUUCUCUUAUAUUGUGGAUCGGUAUGAUGGGGUGAAAAAAUUUGAAACAAUUGAUAAAAUGAGGUUCUUACGAACCUUUUUGCCAUUUAAGUUGUCAAGUGAAUGGUUUAAUUACCAUUUAAGCAACACCGUCCUCGCUGAUGUGUUGUCUGAACUUAGAUGUCUAAGAGUGCUUUCUUUGAAGGGAUAUUGCAUCAACGAGUUGCCAAAUCAUUUUGAAAAUUUAAAACAUCUAUGCUAUCUAGAUUUUUCUUAUACGGUAAUCAAAAGAUUACCUGAUUCACUCUGUACCCUUUGCAAUUUAGAAAUCCUGAUAUUAAAGGGGUGUAAAAGCCUUGAAAUGCUACCCUCAAAAAUAGGAAUUCUAGUAAACUUGCAGCAUCUUGAUAUUACUAGUGCAAAUUUAUUAAAAGGGAUGCCUUUUGGAAUUGGGUUGGAGAACAUUGUUAAGGCUCAAGAUGCAUUGGAAGCUAAGUUAACUGAUAAGUCAGGCCUUGAUGAGUUAAAACUUAAGUGGAGUGUAGAUUUUGAUGACGCUACAAGGCAUAAAGAAGUUGAAGAGGAGGUGUUGAACUUUCUUCGUCCUCAUAGAGGGCUUAAGGAGCUCACCUUAAAAAAUUACGGUGGUACAAGAUUUCCAACUUGGGUGGUGGAUCCUUCAUUUCAAAAUUUGUUGUCUUUGAAUCUCAAAAACUGCAAAAAUUGCAAAUCACUACCAUCAAUUGGAAAAUUACCCUUUCUCAAAGAUCUUUUUAUUGGGGGAAUGGAUGAGGUAAUGAAGGUUGGUGUUGAGUUUGUUGGAGAGAAUAAGGCAAAUGCAUUUGCAUCGUUGGAGAGAUUGUGUUUUCAGGAUAUGCCAAAAUGGAAGGAGUGGGACCUUUAUGAAGCUGAUGAGCAAAUUAUGAAAUUCCCAAGCCUCAAAAAGCUUUCCAUCAUUAACUGCCCCCAAUUGUUGGGAAGGUUGCCUGAACAUCUUAAUUCCUUAGAGAAGCUUCUAAUCCGUAGUUGUACAAAAUUGGUGGUUUCAGUUUCAAACCUUCCAAUGCUGGUUGGAUUAGAGAUAGAUGGGUGUGCAGAAUUGUUGUUUGGCGAUUAUGCAUACUUUCGCUUGUUGAAAAAAGUCUCUCUUUCAAAUAUUUUCAAGUUUUGUACUCUCAUGGAGAGGCUGGUGCCAAGCUUGACCAAAGUUGAGUAUUUGAAGAUUGAUGGUUUCAAGGAACUUACACAUGUAUCGCAGGGGGAAUUGGGAUUACUAAGGCAUCUAAGAGCCAGAGGAGUAGAGGAGGAACAGUUGCAACUUGGGAAGCUUUGCAAUAUUGAAUUUCUUAAAAUAAGUAAAUGCGAAAGGCUUAAGAGACUGCCACAACUCUUGCACUUCCUUAAAUUUCUCAGAGAGAUAGCAAUUUACGAAUGUCCAAGCAUAGUUUCUUUUUCAAAGAAUAACUUUCCUCCUGCUUCAAAAACAUUGACGAUCAAUGAUUGUGUGAAUUUUCAGCAAUGUUUGUUGGAUGAAGGAGAAAAUAUCUGCAUCAGUAACACAUCUCUUCUUGAGUGCUUGGCAAUUGAAGGGUGUCCAUCUCUAAUUUGUUUAUCAUUACCUAUUAGCCUUCAAUAUCUUGUAGUUUCGAACUGCUCCAAGCUAGCUUCCUUAUCAUCAAGCGGCAAGUUACCCUUAGGGGUUAAAAAAUUAGUUAUUCGUAAUCUCCCGGAGCUGGAAUCCAUCACACAAGCAAUUCAUGAAAACGCUUGUCUUGAAUGUGUUUGUAUUUGGAGUUGUAAAAAUGUCAAAUCUUUGCCGCGAGGAUUAGACAAGCUCAACCAUCUUCGGAAGAUUGAAUUAGCAAGUUGUCCAAAUCUGGUUUCCUUCUCAGAAAGUGGGUUGCCAACCACCGAGCUAACAGACCUCUCAAUCUUGGGGUGUGAAAAUUUUAAAGCUCUGCCCAAUUGCAUGCACAACCUCACCUCUCUUCAGAUAUUGGUGCUGCAUAGAUGUUCAGCUGAAACAUCGUUUCCAGAGGAGGGUUUUCCAACCAACCUAAAAGUACUUUCCAUCUCAUCACCCAAAAUUUGUAGGUCACUACUUGAAUGGGGAUUGCAUAGGCUCACCUCUCUUAAAGAAGCUUCUAUUUUUGGUGAAGGAUGUUUGGAUGUGGUGUCAUUUCCUCAAGAAGAGGCUGGAAUGAUGUUGCCUCCCUCUAUCACCAAAAUCUUCAUAGCAAAUUUCGAAAAUCUGAAAUACCUGUCCUCCAAGGGCUUUCAAAAUCUCACCUCUUUCAAGAAUUAUCCCUUCAUAAUUGCCCUAAGCUCACAUCUCUUCUGGAAAAAGACGUGCUUCUCUCGCUUUUAA